CUCUCUUGAAGUGUGAGCAGUGAUCGGAUGGAGAGCAGCUUUAGUUUGCCAACAUUAAACUUCAGUGUGCUUUUACAGGUAGUUUAAAGCAUCAAGGGCGGAAAAACAGAAACACCUCCUCCUCUGCCUCCUCCUCCUCCUCCUUUUAUCUUUACUCUGGUGAAAAAGGGGCAGUCUGCGAGGAAAGGAGGUUUUACAGCGCGAACAGAAGCCCUCAGAUAUCACCUGUUAAACUGUUAACUGGAGGUUGCUUGGAUAUUUGAGCAUAAAAAGCUGCAGCCAUGUCUCCUUUCCUGCGGAUUGGGUUCUUCAAGUUUGAGAUGGAUCCGGGCCUGGCCUACCACGAGGAGGUGCUGAACCCGUACUGUGCCGUUUACAUGAAGGAGGCCAUCGACACAGAGAAGGGCCAAGUGCACAAGCAGAAGAAGCCCACCAUGUACCCCCCAUGGAGCACCACGUUCGAUGCCCACGUCCACCCCGGGCGCAUCAUGCACGUGAUGGUGAAGGACCGCACGGCCGAGCUCAAGUCCGAGGCCACCGUGGCUCUGGACUCUCUGGCAACGCAAUGCAAGAAGGAGAACGGCAAGCUGGAGACCUGGCUGGAGCUGAAGCCACAGGGCCGCCUGCUGAUGGAGGCCAAAUAUUAUCUGGAGAAAACUGACGCUGCAGGUCAGCCUGAGGAAGAGUCGGGACAAAUGAGAGAGGGUCUGUUCGCCUUGCAUGAGCGGCGAGGGGCCAUCAAACAAGCCAAAGUUCACGUUGUCAAAUGUCACGAGUUCAGCGCCACCUUUUUCCCUCAACCCACCUUCUGCUCCGUCUGCAAAGAGUUUGUCUGGGGUCUAAACAAGCAGGGGUACCAGUGCAGACAGUGCAACGCAGCUAUUCACAAAAAAUGCAUAGACAAGGUUAUCGCCAAAUGCACUGGUUCAGCCAUCAACAGCAAAGAAACAAUGAUCCACAAGGAGCGCUUCAAGAUCGACAUGCCGCACAGGUUUAGAGUGUACAACUACAAAAGUCCAACGUUCUGUGAACACUGCGGUACUCUGCUCUGGGGGCUCGCCAAGCAGGGGCUCAAAUGUGAGGAAUGCUGCAUGAACGUCCAUCAUAAGUGCCAGAAGAAAGUAGCCAACCUAUGCGGGAUCAACCAGAAACUCAUGGCUGAAGCUCUGGCCAUGAUCGAGACUAAACAGCAGGCCAGAAGCUCCAGGGACACUGAAACGGAAAUCAUCGGCAGAGAGGGUCCAGUCAGUGUCGACCAGCCGGGGGUUAUCAGAGCUCCGUCUGGGUUAGUAACGGCCACAGCUACACCUGCAAACAAAGAGAUGCAGGGUGUUUCAUGGGAAGGACCGGCAGACAGGAGCAUCACUGAGGCGCUGAAAGAAGAAGAAGAGCCUCUGUACGCCGUCCCAAAGAAGGACCAACCCAGGUUCACCGUCAAUGACUUCGUUCUGCACAAGAUGCUCGGGAAAGGCAGCUUCGGCAAGGUAUUUUUAGCCGAGCUGAAGAGAAGUGGGACGUUUUACGCAGUGAAGGCUCUGAAGAAGGACGUGGUGCUGAUGGACGAUGACGUGGAAUGCACCAUGGUAGAGAGGAGGGUCCUUUCUUUAGCCUGGGAAAACCCUUUCCUCACACACCUUUACUGCACCUUCCAGACCAAGGAAAACCUGUUCUUUGUCAUGGAGUAUCUGAACGGAGGGGAUCUCAUGUUCCAUAUCCAGAGCUGCCACAAAUUUGUGCACAGAGCCACAUUCUAUGGAGCAGAAAUCAUCUGUGGGCUUCAGUUCCUGCACUCCAGAGGAAUCAUUUACAGGGAUCUGAAGCUGGAUAAUGUGCUGCUGGACUCUGAAGGUCACAUAAAGAUCGCAGACUUUGGCAUGUGUAAGGAGAACAUGCAGAACGACACCCUGACCUCCACCUUCUGUGGCACGCCUGACUACAUCGCUCCUGAGAUACUGCUGGGUCAGAAGUACAACAGCUCAGCAGACUGGUGGUCAUUCGGGGUUCUGCUCUACGAGAUGCUGAUCGGACACUCUCCAUUUCACGGCCAAGACGAAGAGGAGCUGUUUCAGUCUAUACGGACCGACAACCCCUUUUAUCCCCACUGGCUCUCCAAAGACUCCAAAGACCUUCUGAUCAAGCUGUUUGUGAGGGAGCCCGAGGAGCGCCUUGGACUGAAGGGAAACAUCCGACAGCACAAGUUCUUUAGCAGCACCGACUGGAACAACCUGGAACAACGCAAGGUGGCACCGCCCUUCAAGCCAACUGUAUCAUCCCCCAGUGACUGCAGUAACUUUGACAAAGAGUUUAUCAACGAGAAGCCACGACUGUCUUGUGCCGACCGUACGCUCAUCAACAGCGUUGAUCAGACGAUGUUCAAGAACUUCUCCUUCGUGAACCCGGGGAUGGGCCGCCCGGCAGCACGCUGAGCACUGGACAAAACAACCUACUACAUUACAAACAAGCCGCUCACACACAACCAGCACUUACUGAAACUGAAAUGGACUGCAGAGACUUUAGACUGUGAAUGUCACAAAACUCAACUGUAUCUGUGAUUAUGAUGAUAACCACUAAAGGGUGUGUCCUUAGUGUAAGGCACAGACAUGGCUACUAUGACAGUAUAUGUGUCUUAACUCUUAAGUCUCUCCAUUUAAAAUAAAACAAAUAUCCACAAAAAGCCUUUGGUAAUCUCAUCUUCUGGUAUCAGACAAAGAGGCCCAGAACACAUACCAAGAAGUCCGUUAUACUCACACACAAUUCAUCAAGUGGCAUAUACUGUAUAUCACCUAUAAAUCUUGCCUUUGCGCUCAUGAUUGAAGGUGUGUUUCUAAAUAAAAAUGUGUUGUAAAAAUCUUACGGAGCUUCGUAGUAAUAUGUGAGGGUAAAGUUCUUAAAAUAAAAGCAAACAAAACAUGUGGUUACAGAUAAUUAGUGUUAUAGUUUUCUUUCCUGUCUUAUUCCCUAGCCUGAUGAGUAUUUUACCUCCAUGUUCGAUACAGAUGUUAAAAUGUGUUGUGUAAAUAAAUGUCAUUCUGUCGAUAUACUAGACUGUCAGUUGGAUGGAUAUCCGUUAGUGUGUAGCAGGAUUUAGUUUAUGUAUUUUCUUAUUGAACCUCAGGAGUUUUAUUGAUGCUAUAUUUUGGAUCAGGUAGCCUACUUAGAUCAGCUGCAUACUGUAGUUGUUAUUGUUCUAUUCAUUGUGAAUCAUGUCUAAUAAAAUAUGUGAGGUUUGUA
Molecule: messenger RNA, 3231 nt
Organism: Gymnodraco acuticeps
Lineage: Eukaryota; Metazoa; Chordata; Actinopteri; Perciformes; Bathydraconidae
Gene: prkcq
Product: protein kinase C, theta
Biological process (GO): peptidyl-serine phosphorylation; intracellular signal transduction
Molecular function (GO): ATP binding; diacylglycerol-dependent serine/threonine kinase activity
Source: RefSeq, a predicted model, not a curated record